CCACUUUUCCAGGGACCCUCUGCACCACACCCAUGGCCUGCAACAACAUCUGCCGUCCCUGCGGACCCACCCCGCUGGCCAACAGCUGCAACGAGCCCUGUGCCCUGCAAUGCCAGGAUUCCCGUGUCGUUAUCCAGCCUUCUCCUGUGCUGGUCACCCUGCCAGGACCCAUCAUGACCUCCUUCCCCCAGAACACCGCCGUCGGAUCCACCUCCUCGGCUGCCGUGGGCACUGAACUCAGUGUGCAGGGACAGCCCAUCUCGGGUGGAUUUGGUGGCUUUGGUGGCUUUGGCUAUGGCCGUGGAUUUGGCUACGGGCUGGGCUGUGGCUAUGGGCUGGGAGGCCUGGGCUGCUAUGGCAGAAGGGGUGGCUACAACUGCUAAGGGCCCUCAGCAGCAACCCUGACACCAACCACCAGCUCCCUGGAACACAUCUCAGGCAUUGAGGACACCUCUCUGGUCCAAGGCUCUCAGAUGGACUCAGAGCUUCCAGCUCCUGCUCUCAGGGCACCAAGCAAGGCAGUAGCCAAGAGGCCAACCUAGGCUGCCCUGCAAACAUGGCCCAUCUGCCUCCUGCUCUUCUCCCACUCCCUGCUCUGCCUCGCCCCUUUGGCUCCCUCUGCUGCAAACCCCUUCUCUCAAUCCAGGGACCUUUGGGUAACCUCUUCUGAGCUGCUCCCACUGUGGGGCAGGAAGGCCUUAAUGCUCUGGCCAGACCGACUGCAAGCAAAGGAUCUGUGCUUAUGGUUGUCCUGUUGCACCUCAGGCCAGCUCCAUUUUAUUUAAUUCUCCUGCUUUUUUUUUUUUAUUUUUAAUUUAUUUUUGGCUUCAAUAAAGUUUUCCUGCAUCAUA
Molecule: messenger RNA, 851 nt
Organism: Cyanistes caeruleus (blue tit)
Lineage: Eukaryota; Metazoa; Chordata; Aves; Passeriformes; Paridae
Product: feather keratin B-4-like
Cellular component (GO): intermediate filament
Molecular function (GO): structural constituent of cytoskeleton
Source: RefSeq, a predicted model, not a curated record